Procambarus clarkii (red swamp crayfish) is the source of this 342-nucleotide messenger RNA. RefSeq lists its product as uncharacterized. NCBI's taxonomy places the organism in Eukaryota, Metazoa, Arthropoda, Malacostraca, Decapoda, Cambaridae. The record is from RefSeq and is a predicted model, not a curated record.
AUGGUCACCAAGACGGUCAUCGCCCUGGGGCUUCUAGCAACCUUCUGUGCUGUAGCCAUGGCCGACCCUGAACCCGGUGGUAGAUAUGGUGGUGGUGGUGGUGGUGGAGGAGGUGGACAUGGUGGCGGCGGAGGGUAUGGUGGUGGAGGAGGAGGACGUGGAUUUGGAGGUGGAGGCGGUGGAUAUGGUGGUGGUGGUGGCGGCGGUGGAGGCCGUGGAUAUGGAGGUGGCGGAGGAGGACAUGGAGGCGGCGGCCGUGGAUAUGGAGGUGGCGGAGGUGGACAUGGAGGUGGCGGCCGGGGAGGUGGUGGUGGUGGUGGUUAUGGCGGCUACGGAAAGUAA